Messenger RNA from Oryzias melastigma (Indian medaka), 1587 nucleotides. Its product is annotated as RLA class II histocompatibility antigen, DP alpha-1 chain. Gene Ontology annotation, molecular function: MHC class II protein complex binding. Gene Ontology annotation, cellular component: MHC class II protein complex; membrane. Bases 62 to 784 code for a protein of 240 amino acids. The record is from RefSeq and is a predicted model, not a curated record. The transcript has 4 exons. NCBI's taxonomy places the organism in Eukaryota, Metazoa, Chordata, Actinopteri, Beloniformes, Adrianichthyidae. Gene Ontology annotation, biological process: peptide antigen assembly with MHC class II protein complex; positive regulation of T cell activation; immunoglobulin production involved in immunoglobulin-mediated immune response.
AUUCCUCCUCUGUGACUGGCUCUUUACUCUCUUCUCGCCUCCUGUCAGUUCGGUCUUGGAAAUGUCCCUCACUGCUCUGCUUUUGAUCACUGGGGCUGUUUGUGCUUCUUCAACAACACCAAGUCACGUGUUCCACUUCAUCUAUGGAUGCUACGAAACCGACGAUGUGCGAGUGGACUUGGUUGUUGAUGAAGACACGAUCGGAUAUGCUGAUUUCAACAAACAAGAGAUGGUGUGGCGUUUACCUUAUGUGCCAUCAGGAGGAAAAGACUUAAAGAAAGAAGCUUUCAAAUUUGCCAGAAACAGCAUUGCACACUGUCAUUCUGUUUUGGCAAAGGCAAAAAAAGCAGAUCAUGGAAGUCCUUUACAUCAGGAACCUCCUGACAUCUCCAUCUAUACCCGUUACAAGAGUGAGGAGGGGGUGCUCAACACUCUCUUCUGCUCUGCCAAUCACUUCUACCCCCCGACCAUCAACUUCACGUGGACCAAGAAUGGCGUGGAGGUCACGGAGGGGUUGUUGAACCUACGUUUCAGUCACAACAAAGACGGGACGUUUCGCAGGAUUUCAACCCUGAGCUUCACCCCUCAAAGGGGGGACGUUUACUCCUGUAGGGUGAGCCAUGAAGCCUUGGAAAGACCUCUCGUCAUGACCUGGGAAUCCAGAAUCCAGAGGAAUCCUGCUCGUGUGUUUUUCUUUGCAAGUCUGCUUCUGUGCUUAGCUGGUAUCGGGACCGGCUUCUACUUUUUCACCAAGAAACCAAAGCUUUGCUGUGUUUGUCGGUGAACUGUUCUCAUUGCUGUGGUUGGGAUUCGGUGGGGAUGCCUGACAGCCAUGCAUGCAAAGCCUGCAAUCUUGUUAUAUUUUACUAACUUCACUACAGCAAAUGUCAUUGAUAGAAACUAAUCUGAGUCUGGAACCUGACGCAUCUAUUAUCUCUCCAUUUUGGCUCUUUGACUUUGAAAAAAAUGUAAACUAUACAAAAUGUUUAAAUUAUUUACAUUUUUUCAUUUAUUCUUAGAUCUUAAUAUAUCAGAUAACUGAGAAAAAAGAUGGUAAAAAAGUUUCUAAAUUAUGGAACUGAAUUUACACGUAAAGCUGUUUUUUCCAUUUAUAUAUAAUUGGAUUUUGUCCUGUUCAUAUUUGAUAAUAAAAGGAGAAAAAGGAUAAAGGUGCACCAAAGUCGUUUUGAUGGAAAAUGUAUGAUUUAUUUGGUUUUCUUGCACAUUUUACCAGAUCUGAGUCUUAUUUGUCAUUUGGUGCAUUUGAUUUUGAAAGAAACUUACCAGUGUUAAAUAUAAAGCUGCCUUUUUAAUUUAAAUACAAUUUAAUAAAUUAAAUGUAAAAAAAACAUGUCAGUUUAAAACUAUAGUGUAAAAUUUUACAUGCUACAUUUAAUAAAUAAAUCAAGGAGUUAACGACCUCAAAAACAUAAAUAAGAUGUAUUUUUCUAAACUGUAAGGUGGAACUUUGUAGCUUUUGGAGGGUUUUUGUUUGGCUUUUUUAGUUUUAAAGUUUGCAGGCCUCUGAAGACCAAUCUUGUCAAGUUUUUACAUUUUACUCUUUUUAUAAAUGUGUGGAAUGAACAA